Molecule: messenger RNA, 2061 nt
Organism: Colletotrichum scovillei
Lineage: Eukaryota; Fungi; Ascomycota; Sordariomycetes; Glomerellales; Glomerellaceae
Product: flavin-containing superfamily Amine oxidase
Exons: 1
Coding region: 404-1849 (481 amino acids)
Molecular function (GO): oxidoreductase activity
Source: RefSeq, a predicted model, not a curated record
UGUAGUUCGGCAUUCUGCUCUCAACCCUUGUGAGCUAGUGCGCCCGUGGCUACCAUCAGUGGUCGCUUCGGGUGUCAUGACACUUACACGGCAACCGGGGGCUGCGAAGGAUGCGGAACUUUGCCUGGUUCGGCACUCGUAAACGCCCGCCAUUUCGAUGUCCGGGUCGUCCGGCCGCACCGGCACAGGUUCUCUAAGAAGGUUCAUGGCCCUGGGCAAUGUUUUGGUAAGAGCAAUUUGAUAAAUACAACAAUAUGUCCCCGAGGAAUACGCUUAGGUCCUGUUCUUUUUGUUUUCCUCCCUCUACAUGCCGCAUAGCCAGCUAAUCUCUAAUACGGCGUGCGCUUGUUAAUACCACUUAGUUCAACUACAGUCACUCCUUGUCCUCGUCCCCUUUCACAUCAUGAAGUUCAACCAGCUCGCCUCGCCCGCCUGGGCUCUCCUACUGUCCCAAGCCGCAGCGAAGCCCUGCGCCGAGGCAAAGAUCGACGUCGACGUCGCCAUCAUCGGCGGCGGCAGCGCCGGCAUCCACGCCGCGAUCCAGCUCAAGGACGCCGGCGCCAAGGUCGCCGUCAUCGAGAAGAAGUCUCAGAUUGGCGGCCACGCAGAGACCUACAUCAACCCGCAGACCAAGAUCCCGGCCAACGUCGGUGUCGUUCUCCUCGAGAACAGGGAGAUUGUCAGCAGCUACUUCUCCCGCCUCAACGUCUCGACCAUCAAGGCCAAUCCUCUCACCAGCGCCACCGCCGGCGCCUCAAAGAGCUACGACUUCUCGCUCGGGUUCCCUAUUCCUGCGCAAAACGCCUCGGCCUCGGCCGCGCAGCAGCAGGCACUCCAGGCCGCAGCGCAGGCCUACUCGACCAACGUGUUGGCCAAGUACCCCUGGAUUGACCAGGGCUUCCUCGUUCCCGACCCUGUGCCGGAAGAACUUACGCUCCCUUUUGCAGAGCUCGCUCAAAAGUACAACUUCACGGCGCUCCUGGCCGUCAUCGCCCAGUUCAACUGGUGGACCGGAGACAUCUCCACGAUCCCGGCGCUGUACGGCAUCAAGGGCCUCGGACCCGGUCUGCUCCAGAGUCUCUUUGGCGAGUUCAUCCUCUCCGGCAACGGUGACACCAGGGCCCUGUACGACGCCGCCGCCGCGGAGCUCGGCGACAGCGUCCUUCUCAACUCCGACGUCCUCAAAGUGAAGCGCGACGUCAAGAUCGACAAGGCCACCACCUCGGGCGUCACCGUCCUCGUCCAGCAGCCAGGCCAACCCAAGAAGCUCAUCCGCGCCCGCAAGCUCCUCAUCGCCAUCCCCCCUAUCCUGGAGAACGUGGCCAAGUACGACCUCAGCUCGGACGAGCACGCCCUCUUCUCCAAGUUCUCCGCCCUCGGCUACUGGGCCGGCGUCGCCACGAUCCCGGGCCUGAACACCAGCCUGACCAACGUCGGCGUCCAGACCCCCUUCAACCAGCCCGUCAUCCCCGGCACGAACGGCUUCAACACGGCCGGGUCCCCCAACGACUUCCUCGUUGCCGUCGGCUUCCAGGAUACGAACUACACCGAGGCGGAUGCCAAGGCCGUCCUCGUCAAGAACCUGGCUACGCUGGCUGCCGUCGGCGCCGUGCCCAAGGACGCGGCCCAGACGGUCACGUUCCCCUAUGUUUCGGACCACAAGCCCUACAAUGUCCGCGUCUCGACUGAGGAGAUCAAGGAAGGGUUCUAUGGCAAGUUGCUUGCUUUGGAGGGAGCGCGCAACACGUACUGGGCCGGCGCGACUUUCUCUGGUCACAACAGCGCACUGGUUUGGUCGUUCAACGAGGGGACGGUUCUGCCAGGCCUGAAGAAGGAUCUUGGUCUGUGAUGGAAAUAAGUCCUUAAUAGCGUGGCGAAGGAGACUGAAGCUUUAAAUGUGCAUAUUAGAGCCACGGAUGAAGGGUUACGACUCCUAGCCUACAUAGAAUAAUUAUCUCAAGAUCAAUUUCUGCGCCACUUUCAGUCUCUGAUACUCCUUGCUGAAACCAGUGAGACGACAAGCGCGUUUGUAAAUCCAUCGCCCCAUCUAUGAUGCAGGAG